AUGCAGAACCGCACCAACCGCGGCCUCCUCUUCGGCGCGCGCGCCACAGCGGGCGGCGACCUCCCCUCCGCGGGCGCGUCCGGCGAGUCGGACGCGCUCGAGCAGGACAACCAGCGCGCCAUCGAGGCGCUGCGCGGCUCGGCCGGCUCCAUGAAGGACAUCGCCAUCCACAUCGACGCCGACGUCGCCGACCACAACCGCCUGCUCGACCGCAUGGACAAGCGCUUCGACUCGGCCAACUCGCUGCUCGCCCAAACCUCGCACCUGCUGCACCAGCUCGUCGCCGACCGUAGCUCGUCGCGCAUGUGCCUCCUCGUCGCCGCCUUCUUCGCCGCCCUCGCCCUCGCCUACUACCUCCUCAGGCACUAG
Messenger RNA from Chondrus crispus (carragheen), 369 nucleotides. Its product is annotated as Bet1. The record is from RefSeq and is a predicted model, not a curated record. NCBI's taxonomy places the organism in Eukaryota, Rhodophyta, Florideophyceae, Gigartinales, Gigartinaceae. The coding region runs from base 1 to 369 and encodes 122 amino acids. The transcript has a single exon.